Messenger RNA from Dalotia coriaria, 3164 nucleotides. It is a transcript of the gene Csgalnact, whose product is annotated as Chondroitin sulfate N-acetylgalactosaminyltransferase. Gene Ontology annotation, molecular function: glucuronosyl-N-acetylgalactosaminyl-proteoglycan 4-beta-N-acetylgalactosaminyltransferase activity. Gene Ontology annotation, cellular component: Golgi cisterna membrane. The coding region runs from base 776 to 2659 and encodes 627 amino acids. Lineage: Eukaryota; Metazoa; Arthropoda; Insecta; Coleoptera; Staphylinidae. The record is from RefSeq and is a predicted model, not a curated record. The transcript has 7 exons.
CCGGCGACGUGCAAAGGUCCUAGUUUCACGCCGACGCUCGCGCCGAUCGGUUCACAACUCGCGCAUUUCGUGUGGUUUAAAACUCGUGAAAAUCAACCACCACGAUUAACCUCAUCAAACACAAUCAACAACAAACUCUUACAGUAAAAUAUUGAACUACUUCCGCAUAAUAUCCUAUUGUGCGAUGAGAAUGUUUCGUUUUAACCUGCGUUAGCAGCGAGAGAAAAAAAAAACACGGAAAAACAGAAAUCGUGCGCGGUCGCGUUCAAGGACAACGCCAAAAAUUGAUUUAAUAUUAGAUAACGGCAAUGUAAGGCAAAUAUAGGCCAAGCGAAACGUUCACCGGACUAACCUCUAAUAAUAAUAACAAUAUGUGUACUUAUCAUAGACAAAUACAUCAUGUGCAAAAUAACAAGUAACCACGUGAUUCAUUAAUGUCUGAUGUUUGACAUUGGACCAACUUCACUGACCAACUAAUACGGACAUUUCAAUCGCCGGAUUGACAGCAAACUUGAAUUUUUAAAGAUCAAAGCAAAUCCGUGCGGAAAACAUACACGUACACAGAUAUAUUAAAGUCGGGAGAUCAAAGUGCGCGUGGAUCAACUCCGGGGAACAAAAGACAAACGCCACACGAGCCGCAAAAUCAUCUCUUGUGGAGUAAAAUUGAAAGAAAAUGUAAAACGUCACCAUGUGGGUUCAGACAGAUUGAAAACACGGCUUCCUAUUUCAUAUUCUUUAUUCUUCACUACACUAAAACCUUGAAUAAAGAUCAUCUAUGACAGCGUCAGAUCAACGUAACGGUGAAUCGUCCUGUCGGAAACGACGCACACACGCAAUGGGCAUGCGUUUGAUAACUCGCCUCCUGCUGCUGGUGUGUCUGGUGAGCCUGCUAAGUCUGCUGUUUUUAUCGCGUUGUGGGCUCACAACACUGGAAACACCAGACAAUGAAGAACAACCAGAAACACAAGCGUUACUAUCAGGCUCCACAAGUGACGAUAUCAAUCAGCAAGAUAGUCAACAAAGUUAUCAACAAUUACUGCAACAAAGAGAAGAAGAAAAUCGCCUGGAAGUUGAACGUCUCACGUCUGAAAUACGAUCAUUAAAACAUCAACUUUUACAGUUAACUGCAAACAGUGGCAGUAAUAGUGCACAGAUCCAACAGCAGAAUCAACAGCCCGAAACGCAAACAUUCGCUAUCAAUCUAAACCUAUCUUCGCCAACUUUACCCUCAACUUUGACAAACAACGAAUGCGCUCAAUACAUCCGCAGACAAGUUCUCCAAUCCGAAACGUUACGUGGUUUACCCCUAAAUAACGAAUAUGAAUUGAUUCCCUUCAAUCAUUUCACCUACUCACGGGUAUACCCGAUAGAUUUAGGUCUUGGUAAACGUGUCGUAGAAAAACCAAUAGGGUUCAAGCGUAAAGACCUCCUGGAAGCUUUGAACAAAGCCCUGGAUACCCUCAAUAAAAAUCAAACACUUCCGGGACCUACUUCCGGGAAAGAUCCAAAAAAUUUCGGGAAUAAAUACGUCCUAGAUGAUUUUCUAGAGGGUCUCUACCGGAAUGAACCCACAACUGGCACCCAAUAUGAAUUAUACUUCCGGAACAAGAACAAAGCCACAGACCACCAUCACCUCAACGGGUUUGUAAAGGUAGUGGUGGUACGUCCGUUUGCACCUCUACAAACCAUCAGUACUUCCUCCUUAGCAGGACCCAAGGAAAAGGAGUUGAUUCAUAUAAUCCUACCACUUUCGGGACGAACGGCAACCUUUCAGAGCUUCAUGGAUAAAUUCGUGAAAAUAGGUUUGAAGAAUGACAGACGUGUUCAUCUGACAGUGGUCUACUUUGGUGAGGAGGGUCUAUCGGAAGCAAGGAAUAUAAUGUCGCGGGUGUUAAUGACCAAGAACAGUGGUGGUAACGCGCAGAAUCUACGCUUGUUAGCGUUGAAUGAAACAUUCAGUCGUGGUAAAGGUCUGCGUGUGGGUGCGGAACGCGCGUGGAGUGAGUUCACCACAUCGGGUACCCUCGCAGUGGAACCGCAUGAUAAAAAGGACGUACUGUUGUUCAUGUGCGAUGUUGAUGUAGUGUUUAGUGCGCGAUUCCUCGACAGAUGUCGCUGGAAUACUCAACCUGGUAAAAAAGUCUACUACCCGGUUGUCUUCAGUUUGUACAACCCAAAUGUGGUGUACACCUUACAAGGACGUGAGGUACCUUCAGAAACUGACCAGCUGGUCAUCUCGCGAGACACUGGUUUCUGGCGUGAUUUUGGUUAUGGUAUGACGUGUCAGUAUCGUUCGGACUUUCUGAAAGUGCGUGGAUUUGAUGAGGACAUUGUGGGUUGGGGCGGGGAGGAUGUUAUGCUCUAUAGGAAAUAUGUCCGGAGUCAAAUGAAGGUCAUAAGGGCGACGGAUCCAGGGAUCUUCCACAUAUGGCAUCCUAAGGUCUGCUCUGGAGGACCCGGAGGACAAAAAUUAUCAGCAGAUCAAUAUAGGGCCUGUAUACGGUCACGUGCCCUGAAUGAAGCAUCGCAUGCCCAACUCGGUUUCCUCGCAUUUCGCGAUGAUAUCGCCGCGAAUAGCCCAUCGACGAAAUACCAACCGAUGCCGAACAAGCGAACAAUGGCCGACGAAAAGACAAAGAGCAAGAGCAAGUCGACCUGAUGAACGCCGCGCCUGAUGAAUAAUCAAUUCGUAGAUGAAUUUUAAUCACAUCACAUCGUAAAAUAUUGAUUUUGACAACUCGAAUAAACUGACAAUCCAACAUCUUAUUCAUUAUGCUAAUAAACAUCAAUUUUGUAGGUUAUUACACUACGAAUAAUACUACCGACGUUUUCACUGUUCAAGUAGACAUUAAUUAAGAUAUUGAUUUCAUUGGAUGUCCUUGAUAUGUGCUUGACAACAAUAACUGAACAUCGAAUAGCUUUUUUUGUUUUUUUCAUAGUGUAAAUACGGUACAUUACGAAAUUAUGAUAUGAAGUAUACAUAUGAUUAGCUAGGCUUGUUAUAUACAAUGUGUCCCUACUUGAAAACAACCGAAAAUAAUUAUUUGAGCUUUAAUGUUGUAGGUUUUAGUUUGUUGCGUUUGUUGUUAUCAUAGACUAUAUCAAACUUGAUUAUUAUUAUUCUUAUUAUGGUAUGAAAUACAAUAAAAUGAAAAUUUUAUAUA